AUGGUGGCCUUCAGCGGGCUCUGCCGAAGUCUCUCUCGCCUGGUGAAGGGGACCGCUCAGUGCAAGUUUGGGAAGCUGAACACCUACAACAAUACCCGUCCACCAAUUCAAAUAAAGGUAUGCCUAAAAGUAUCCAACAACUCGUUGACAUUUUUGGAAAGAAAUUAGACAAUUUUCUUUCAGAAAUGUCUUUGAGUAGCCUAUUGAAUGUUUAAAAGUAUUUUGACUGGAUGUGCCUUUAUCCACUGGCAAUCAUAGUGUUGUCACCAGCCAGACCCAUUUCUGAUUGGGUGGGAAGCUGAGCCACAGCUCUUGUGGCUGGAUCCACAACCUCUUCUCAUAAUGCACUGUUGGUGCUAUAUCAAGUAGCCAUAUUUGCUCAGCCGAGUUUUCACCUGCAUCCUCUCAGGCCAAGUGUGUUUUUAUCCCCAUAAGCCUCAUAGCCUACACUGCCUAGUCUGAAAUACAGUAGGGCAGGGACACAAGCACACCACCCACAUCAGAGAGUUUCUCAAGAGCCACGACGUGAGCAGUGUGAUCACUGUAACCCCACUUCCCCUUUUGUGGCCCAUUGCCACAGCAACACUUCCCUUUCAGACAGGAAAUAACAGGGAGUCGUAAAUGACGAGGACCGAAGUGUGUUUGUGUCAGUGCAGGGCGGAUAAUCCCCCCCCCCCCCCCCCCCCCCCGCCCCUCCAAGUGUGUGAGCAUCAUUUUGGAUUACCACCGGUGCUUCAGCCAUGUCUAAGAACAUGAAGACUCUAGGUGUUCCUGGUGUUGGUCACAGGGUAAGUUGUCCGUUUCUGUAGACUUGGGUUGAAUUCAGUGAGGUGCAACGUUACAUACCGUUCAGAUUGACAUAUAUCAUGUAGAACAGACAUGCAUCUCAGCUAUGUAGAAGAGGGAAUCAACUCAACAAAACUCAUUUUUAUCUGAAAUGUUCAAAAUGUUGAGCACUUCCAGAUUGGUCUCCGCUGCCCUAUCUGGAGCUGGCCUCAAGCCAAGGUUCCUUCUCUGGGUCACCUAAGGUUCUAUUGGCAAAGCUCAUGCCCCGCCUCCCAGAGGAUCUAUCUUUUUCAGCCAUCCAUUUCCUUUGUUUGAGGGGUGCAAAAUCCACUUGACACUUAAAUCUUGCAUGAUUGAUUCCUUUUAUUUUACUCCUGCAAGUCUUUCAUACUCUUGCCUGAUGAUUUUUCCCUGAAAUGUUUGUAAUGACCUGUCGAUGUUUGUAAUGGCUGAAAUGGGCUCAAUGGGAUGCAUUGUCUUUCCGUUGAAUCUAUAAAAAUGCUAAAGCUUUGUCUGGGAUUUAAUACAUAGUUUAGACUCUUAUAUCACAAGAAAGAUAACUUUAUUUUGAUGGGUGUUUAAAGUAAUUGUAUACAGUUUUUAAAUGUUUACAAAUUAGAUAUGUUGAAAUGAAAGCAACUUCUGAAAAUGAACAGUCCAGAUUAGUGAUAUUAUGUCUGCUCUCACAAACAAUGUAAAGUAUGUAUAGAGGUGUAAUCUAGAGCCAAGCUGUUUUUUAAUCUGAGGGUAUCCUGAUAUUGACACAUUUGUUAAAUUAUGCAACAGAACCUGACAACAGUCAUUCAUGAGGAGGUCUAGACGGCGCAGGUGAGUGCAGGUAGGCCUAGACAUAGCAAGUUUUUGGUGGUUUCAGCCAUGUCCCUCCCCUUUAUGUUAAUGUCUUAAUAUAUGCAAAUACACCCGGUCAAUACACCCGGUUUUUCAGUCAAUAAAAGCAUGGAGUAUAUUCAUCCAUUCUCCAACUGUUGAAUGUAUUAGUUUUUAAAAACCUUUUAAUUGCUAGUUCCAUAGGUAGAGGCUGAGGGAGGAGGAGGGGAUUAGCACCAGCCUGUUGGUGAUAAGGCCACAUCCUGCUUUUGAAGGGUUUCCUGAUAUUGUGCUCAACUGUCAAUGGAGAAAAGGGCUAUGCUUUCAACAGCUGUUUUAUUUUUUUUGCUAGUAACGCCGUGAUCUUCAGUCCUUUCAGGUGAAGACUACACGAUACGUUGUGGUUUUAGUAAUGAUGAUAAAGCUGCUGUAAGUGGACUGCGGAGUGAUACCAAAGCUGCUACAAGACAAUGUUGGCUGUUACUGAAACACACCCAAGCCAGACAUUUUUUACAGAUUGCCCUCCACACCUGAGCAAUAUCACAUCCGAUCUCUAUGGCAUCGUGGUUGUGUCCCGGGUCCCCACCCAUCCCUCUCUCUGCCUCUGUUGUGGUGCAAUCCCUGAUGACUGGGAGACUGAGUCACAUAACACUGGGUGUUGGGUGGUGAUGUUGGGGAAAUAACACAUGCCUCAUAUCCUCAGGAGGCUGUUGAGAAAUCUUAAUAGUGAGUCAGGGUGGAUACAAGGAGCAACCUGUGGUGUGAGUGGAGUCCCCACUCUCAAAGAAAUGCCUGCAUAUGGUGGUCUUGUGGAAGGAUGUAUCGUGUAAUUUGCAGUGCAGUUGUCAUCACGAUUGUACACAACACAGUGAGUUCCAAGGAUUUCAACAUUCAUCAGGGACCGUAUUCAUAAAGCGUCUCAGAGUACGAGUGCUCAUCUAGGACUAGUUUUAACUUUUGGAUCCUAAUGAACAAGAUGACAUGGACAGAGGGGACCUGAUCCCAGAUCAACACUCCUACUCUAAGAUGCUUUAUGAUUACGGCCCCAGAACCAGAACACUCCUAGUAGACUCAUAGAGUUGUAUAAAAAGUUUCCUCAGGUUGCUUUUGCAUGAGCCUGUAGGAUUUGCUUAGGUCCGUCUCGUGUGCUCUAAAAUGUAGAAUGUCUGUUCGUCUUUGUUUGCAUUCAGUACAGCAUGCACAUUUCUGUCCCAACUUUACGUUUCCUUGUGAAAGAACAUGAACCCCUCUCUCCACAGAGGUGAAGGCUAAGCUUCACUGGAGCUGAAAAAAAUAAAACAUUAUUGUCCUGAAAGCUGAAUGAGAAAGCAAUACAGUGAGCUGUGUGAGCUGGGGACUUGCCUGCUUGAGUGCUCUAACGUAGAGGAGAGCUGUCAGUACAACAAAGUCAUGCAGCCGUUCUUCUCCAUUCUCACUUCCUGAUGCUGCGUUAGUGUUUUUUUUAUCCUUCAUUCACUGCCUGAGAUUUCUGUUUGCUUGUCAACGCCUGGUUGGGUGACUGUACGAUUUUUCCUGUUUGAAUGGUAUUCUGGUCUGUAACGUUGGUCUGUACUUCUAUUCCAUGAAGUUGGUCUCCACUUGUACGUUACUGACUUUAGAUUUUAAUGUAUUUUAAUGUCUGUGGAACUGUGUUCUGUAUCGAUGGAUCAUGUGAUAUUCUAUUUGACUGAGUCUGACACACAUUCCCCUGACUUGUCUCUGCAGAGCCAGGCAGUGUCAGAUGGAGGUAAGCCUGUGUGUGUGUGUGCCUGUCUGUCUCAGAAAUGUUUCUCAAAUAUGAGCAUGCCUGUACAGGCAGUAGUGCCAGUCUGCUACCCUGAGGCUUCAGGGUGUGGAUGGUUUUAUUAGUUAAUGUGUGUGUGAUUUCUCAGAGUUGAACAUGUCUGGUCGUGGAUGUGGGGGCAGUUGUAACAGUCUUCCAGGGGCCCAAGGGGGAGAUGCUCAGGCCAGCAGUGUCGUCGGCUGGGCUGUGUGCUUCGAGAAGCUAUUGGAAGACCCCAUGGGAGUAUGUUACUUCAAGGUGAGCCACAGAAGUCAUUGCUUUUAAUUGAGAACAGCGAUUGCGUUGUCUCCACUCAGCAAACGUAGAUAUGUUUUUCUCAGAGUAAAGCCACGGGAGGAGUCAUACAGCAGGGCUUUAAUUUAAAAAAAAUCAUGCUACCAACUUAAAGUUAGGAGAAAAGCACCAGAAAAUCAGAUUUAUUUAAUUUUAUUGAGCCUAUAUGAAUUCUAGCUUAUUUUGAAGAGCAUGCUGUGCCCCAGAAACUAUUAACCCUUAAAAUACAUUUUAUUAUAAAAAGCUAAAAUGUUAGGCCUCCCGAGUGGCGCAACGGUCUAAGGCACUGCAUCACAGUGCAUGAGGCGUCACUACAGACCUGGGUUUGAUCCCAGGCUGUAUCACAACCGGCCGUGACCGGGAGUCCCAUAGGGUGGCGCACAAUUGGCCCAGCGGCGUCCGGGUAAGUGAGGGUUUGAUCGCACUCUAGCGACUCCUUGUGGCGGGCCGGGCGCCUGCAGGCUGACACCGAUCAUCAGUUGAACAGUGUUUCCUCUGAUACAUUGGUGCAGCUGGCUUCCGGAAUAAGCGGGCGGGUGUUAAGAAGAGCGGUUAGGCGGUUCAUGUUUCGGAGGACGCAUGACUCGACCUUCGCCUCUCCGGAGCCCGUUGGGGAGUUGCAGCGAUGAGACGAUUGCAAUUGGAUAUCACAAAAUUGAGGAGAAAAAAGGGCUACACUAAAUGUUGAAACACCUGCUAGCUGAGAUGUAUUGCUCAGACUUUUUUUUAAACGCAAGCCUAUGAAACAAUAACCUAUUAAACAGUUGUGUAAUGAGGUUUGUGCAGUAGGCUAUAGGCCCAAUUCAUUAUCCCUGCAUAUUGGCUAUGCUUGAAUUGCCCUUCCAAUGUUGUUCUUCCUGUAACUCGAGUCACACCGCAUUGUUUCUACAUCAUGCACAAAUUCACGUUGUUCCUUCCAUAACCAGAGAAAGUUAUAUAUUCCUUGAUUAUUAAAAUAGACACAAAUAAUAAUUUAACAGUGCAAGCCUUUCAAUACACUUUGCUACUCAUUCUUUGCAGCUGUAGUGCUGGUUGAAGCAUGAAGGGAGAAGUGCAUUUUAUGGCUUCUAAGUGUUGAAUUAAAGUGCUGACUGUGCUGAAUUAAAAACGUAAACAUUCGUUGGCAGUCUCUCUAGUCAUGAUUAAAUUUUUUAUCUCACAGUAUCAAUUUUUGUUGUGCGCUCGAGGAAGCUGCAGAUGUGGUAAUCUGAGCAAUCUGAUUGCCAGCUGUAGGCCUUGAUUUACUCUCCGGGUCCUUGGGGUAUGGCAGUGGUACAGCGACGCCUGAUCAUAAUGUUAUUUUAUUUUUUGUCGCACUGGUGCUCGCAAAAUAAAAUUCCAGGUCUUACAGCUAAAUAUUUUGGAGCAUACAAGCCCUGUUUAUAGGUCAGAUAUAGUUAAUAGGUAAUCUGUUGAUUAGGUCUAAUGGGAGCUGUAUGGUAGGUCAGGUAGGUCUGAUGUGUGUUGUCAUGCAGGCUUUCCUGAGGUCAGAGGUGAGUGCGGAGAACAUACUGUUCUAUCAGGCCUGCGAGAAGUUCCGGAAGAUUCCACCCAGCCGGAUGAAAGAGGUAUGGGCUGAUUCUUCGGUCUUUACUGAAUGGUAAUAGAUGGAAUAGAUGUGUUGAAGUAGGGAUUGAGGAAGGAGAGUUGAGUGUGUGGACCAGAUUGUGGAGCUGGACUGAUGUAAUGGCCCUAUUCCCUAUAUAGUGCACUACUUCUGAUAGGGCCCUUGUCGAAAGUAGUGCACUAAAUGGGGAAUAGGGUGCCACUUAGGACUCAUAUUUUGUCUUAUUCCCAUAGUUGAGUGACGAGGCUCACGCCAUCUUCCAGACGUACCUGUCUGACCACGCUCCCUACGCUGUGAACAUCGACGACACAGCUCACGUGGAGGAGAAGGACCUGCUGAAGCCUACAGCUGAAAUCUUUGACAAGGCACAGACACAGGUCAGCUCUGCUGCCACCUGCCUGUCACAUACACACUUCCCACAGACCAGCUAGCUAGCGCAUGUAAUACGCUUGGAAUUCAGUUCUGUUUGAUGGAGAUCGAUUUAAAGCAAGAAAGUAGAGCAACUCAAACUCCUGACCAGCUCCAGUGUAAUAGUGUGGUAAGUCCAGUGCCAUUAACUGGUGUCUGUCUGUUUGUCCCUCCCUCCCUGGGUCAGAUUUUUAAAUUGAUGAAGAUGGACAGCUACAGGCGCUUCGUCCGCUCCCCUCUUUACCAGAAGUGUACCCUGGCCAGUGUGGAGGGCAGGCCACUACCCAGCAUCCCCGCUGAACCUACCAGCACGGGAUCAUGGGAGAACAUGGCCACCUUCAGCCGCUCCCUCAAUGACAGCAAGGUGGGAUGGAUGGAUGUGUAGGUGGAUGGAUGGACUUCAACAAUGGCUAUGAAAGCAAUGUUUUGACCAUAAUUGAGGAUUGUUUAAAUGAUUCCAUUUGGAUGUGUGUAAUCCAUUGCGUGGUUAUUGAGUAAUAGCUUGUAACCUGUGUUCAGCAGAAGAAGGAUAAGCAGCGGGAGAAGAGGGGAUCGUGGGGAGGUAGGCUUCCCCUCAGCCAUAACCCUACAAAGCUCUUGUCUAACUCUAUCCAUGAUAUUCUCUAGUUAUUUUUACCCUUGUCUGUUUCUCCCUCCUUUUCUCUCUCCUCCCCCGUCACUCUCUCCCCUCUCAGUAGGGGUGUCAUACCCCAAGGUGAAUGUAUCUUGUAAGGAGUCUCGGAUGUCCAACUGUAGUGCGGAGUUGGACUCCUACAGACAGAUGGAGGUAAAUUCACCAUACUUGGUCAGCUGGGCUGUGGGAGGAGAUUAGGUUAAAAAUAUAGAUAACCAUUAAUUCCCAACUUCUCUCCCUUACUCAUUCCCUCUCCUCCCCUCUCUCCUUCUGUUCCCCUAUCUCCCUCAAUCCCUCCUCUACUGCUCCCCUCUCUCCCUCACUUCCUCUCCUCUCUCCACUUGCUCCCCUCUCUCCCUCACUUCUUCUCCUCUCUCCACUUGCUCCCCUCUCUCCCUCACUUCCUCUCCUCUCUCCACUUGCUCCCCUCUCUCCCUCACCACCUCUCCUCUCUCCACCUGCUCCCGUCUCUCCCUGACUCCUCCUCUGGUCCAGAAUGGUCGCUCCAGUCCCUCAGGCCAGGUGCUGGGUGGUGGUGGUAGUGUGGAGGGGGGUUACUGCUGUGUCUACCUGCCUGACGGUAGUGCAUCCCUGGCCCCCACACGGCCCGGCCUCCCCCUCAGAGACAUGCUGUCUGGCCUCUGUGAGAAGAGAGGCUUCCCCCUCAAAGACGUCCUCAUCUACCUCCACGGAAAGGACCGGGUGAGCCAGAAUGGGAAUUGUCUUCCAAAUGUUGUCAGCAAUGCUCACUUCAACUGAAAAUGUCCUUAAUGACUGUUACCCAUAUGUCGUCCCUAUAGAAGCCCCUAUCUCUGGAGCAGGACUGCUCAGUACUGAGGGACCAGCAGGUCUCCCUGGAGCUGAGGGUGACGUUUACGUGAGUCAUCUCUGACACUUCCUUUUCUGGCUUACUGACCCUCAGUGUUUCUGCUUGUGUGUGUACUGUACUGUGUUGACGUGUGUAUGUGUUUCAGGUUGGAGGUGGUGUUCACUGGUAAGACAGUGGGCAUCAUGGUGAAGUCCAGUAAGACUCUGCAGGAUGCCCUGUCAGCGGUACUACAGAAACACCAACUAGCAUCACACCAGGCCCUGGUCACCAUGGUGUGUGGACGUGUUUAACUAGACUUGUGGGGACCAGAAGUCCCCACAAUAAUAGUAAACAAACAAACAUUUGACCAACUGGGGACAUUUUGUUAGUCCCCACAAGGUCACAUGCUAUUUCUAGGGGGUUAAGGUUAGGGUUAGGAGCUAGGGUUAGUUUUAGAUUCAGGGUUAGGAGCUAGGUUUAGGAUUAGGCUAUGGGUUAGGGAAAAUAGGAUUUUGUGUGUGUGUGAGAGAGAGAGAGAAAAAGUGUCUCUUGUAUGAACAUGUUCUGUUUUACAGAGUGGGAGUGAUGUGCCACUGAGCAUGAGCACCAGUGUGUUCAAACUGGCCAAUAAGAAGCUGCAGCUGGACAAAGGUGAAUACAUACUGAUUAUCCCACACAUGCUAACUGGUGCUUUGUCCCAGAUGAUAAUAAUGAUGGACAGGACCGGGCAUUGUUGUAUCCUAACUGGUGUUCCAGACCUUUAAAACUCAGUGAUCACGAACUCGCGCUCAUUUAUAUAUAUCAAUUAGGACAUAUAGCACUGCCCUUGCUUGCUCAUUCGUUCUCUGGCUUUCCAUUCCGCCUUCCUGUACACUUUCUUCUGCUCUCACCCUUGCGCUCCCUCUUUCGUUUAGACAUCUUAGUACAUUUGGCUUGUUGAGUGCUGUGUCACUGUGAGUUCACUCACAUCCUCUCUACUGCUCUGGGACCAGAACUGCCUUCACUUUGGAUAAGUGGUCACUCCCUGAGGCGUACUCAUUACUGAGAGAGACUGGGGGUGGGGGACUUUUUGUUCUUGAUUCUUCUGGGUAAAAGGGUCUUCUAUGUGACUGUCAGAGUUUUGCCAGAUAUCAAACCCCAUAAUGUGUACAGUAGCCUAUCUAGAACUUAUUGUUGUUGUUGUCUUUACAGUUAGCAGUCCCAGGAUCAGUGGCCAAACUCCAGUCACACAGGUGAGUCCUGCACUGUUGACGGCCAGGAUGUUCGGGAGUCCAAAGCUUAACAAAGUAAAAUGUGUGUGUUCUUUUCAGGAGAGAGGUAGAUCUCCAGUUGGCCCAGAGGUCCAUGUGUCUCCUCAGACAGACGGACCCAGAGCCAAGACCAGGGUCAGGAAAAACCAUGAGAUGGAGGGUAUGAGUCAGAACCAUGGGGUCAUGGCUUAUUUACUGGACCUGUCUAGGACUAUACCCCAUAGACUUCCUAGUAGCUGUAAUAGGACUAAACCCCAUAGACCUCCUAGUAGCCGUAAUAGGACUAAACCCCAUAGACCUCCUAGUAGCCGUAAUAGGACUAAACCCCAUAGACCUCCUAGUAGCUGUAAUAGGACUAAACCCCAUAGACCUCCUAGUAGCCGUAAUAGGACUAAACCCCAUAGACCUCCUAGUAGCCGUAAUAGGACUAAACCCCAUAGACCUCCUAGUAGCUGUAAUAGGACUAAACCCCAUAGACCUCCUAGUAGCUGUAAUAGGACUAAACCCCAUAGACCUCCUAGUAGCUGUAAUAGGACUAAACCCCAUAGACUUCCUAGUAGCUGUAACCUUAACCCUUUAGACUCACUUUAGCCCUAGUCUGAGACAAACUUAAUGUAUUUCUCCUUCUCUUUCUCCAUUUCCUCCUCUCCCUCCUCUCUGUCUCUCUCUCAGCGAUGAUAGUGCUGUUGUCCAGAGCCCAGGCCUGUAGGGUGGAUGACCAGAGAGGCCUGCUGACCAAGGAACACCUGGAGCUGCCCCAGUUCCUCCUGAAACCUGCUGUCCAGGAGACCCAACAGGGGGAGGCUGGAGAGGUUGCAGGGGGACAGGGGGAUGGAGCCCCCACAGACACUGGAGUCAGAUAACCAUCCCACUACCUCCUCCAUUCCCACCCCUGUUGGAGCAGCAGAGUCUGGAGUCGGUGUCAGACUCAUCAGGUUCCAAACACAUAGGCUCACAGGAAACAUGUGUGAAUGUGGGGGGUGUGUUGUCUAAUUUUAACAAACGGUGUACAGGAAGACAACUAGUCUAGCACUUUUGCCUAUGAUUGUCUAAGCUCAGAGACAUGGCUUAUCACAGUCUCUGGUACGAAACAUCAACUUUGGUACAAAAUGUCAUGAAAUACAGAAUCUGUUAUAGGUUCCCAUUCCUCCCCUGAAUUCUGAAUUUUGUUCUCUUUUGGAAUGAAGGAAUGACUUCUAUAUUUAAGUUGAACUAAUAGUUUCCCUAAUAUGUAACUAAGCACUUUGAGUACAUGUUCUUUAUUAUGUGUUUUUGAUUUGAGAUUUAACUAAUGUGUUUAUUUUUCUGUAUUUUUAGCACUCCUCUCUUGUGAAAGUUUGAUUUUAUUUGUUGUCAUUUAAUACUUUUGAGCACAUUUUUGUUUCUUUGCUGUGUUUGCACUUUGAAUGCCAGGUGCUCUGUGGUGGUCAAUCCUUUGAAUGCCAGGUCCUCUGUGAUCAAAUCAAAUCAAAUUGUAU
Coregonus sp. 'balchen' is the source of this 9836-nucleotide messenger RNA. The record is from the annotation of a GenBank genome assembly. NCBI's taxonomy places the organism in Eukaryota, Metazoa, Chordata, Actinopteri, Salmoniformes, Salmonidae.